Messenger RNA from Coregonus clupeaformis (lake whitefish), 1475 nucleotides. Its product is annotated as E3 ubiquitin-protein ligase TRIM39-like. The record is from RefSeq and is a predicted model, not a curated record. NCBI's taxonomy places the organism in Eukaryota, Metazoa, Chordata, Actinopteri, Salmoniformes, Salmonidae. The coding region runs from base 1 to 1407 and encodes 468 amino acids. The transcript is spliced from 6 exons. Gene Ontology annotation, molecular function: protein binding.
AUGGCUUCUGGUUCGUCUUUCCAAGAGGAGGAUUUGUCCUGUCCUGUGUGCUGUGACGUCUUUAAGGAUCCUGUUCUCCUGUCGUGUGGCCACAGCUUCUGUAAAACCUGUCUGCUGGAAUACUGGAAACAAAGGGAAUGUCGGGAAUGUCCAGUGUGCAGGAGAAAAUGUUCCAAAGAUUGGUAUCCUCCUGACCUUUCUCUAAAGAGCCUGUGUGAGGCCUUCUCACAGUCACAUAUGGAUAGUCAGACAUCAACAAACAAGAUAAGCUCUGAGGCGCUCAGCAGUCUGCAUGGAGAGACACUCAAGCUCUUCUGUCAGGAGGAUAAACAGCCUGUCUGUUUGGUGUGGCAGGAUUCAAGACAACAUAACAACCACAAACCACUAGAUGAGGCUGUAAAGGAUCAUAAGGAGGAACUCCAGACUGCCCUGAAGCCCUUGCAGAAGAAGCUCGAAGUCUUUAAUAAAGUUAAACUAAUCUGUGAUCAAACCGUUUGGCAUAUUAAGAGCCAGACCCAGCACACAGAGAGGCAGAUUAAGGAAGAGUUUCAGAAGCUUCACCAGUUUCUACGAGAGGAAGAGGAGGCCAGGAUAGCUACACUGAGGGAGGAAGAGGAGCAGAAGAGUCAGAUGAUGAAGGAGAAGAUUGAAGAGAUGAGCAGACAGAUAUCAUCACUUUCAGACACAAUCAGAGCCAUUGAGGAGGAGCUGACAGCGGAGGGCAUAUCGUUCCUGCAGAACUACAAAGCCACAGUGAAAAGAGCCCAGUUCACACUGCCGGAUCCACAGCUGGUCUCAGGAGCGCUGAUAGACGUGGCCAAACACCUGGGCAACCUGCAGUUCCGAGUCUGGGAGAAGAUGCAGGGGAUUGUGAAAUACACUCCUGUGAUUCUGGACCCCAACACUGCCUACCGACAUUUCGUCAUGUCUGAGGAUCUGACCAGUCUGAGAUUCUGUGCGAGUCAGCAGCUUCCUGACAACCCAGAGAGGUUUGAUUACAAUGCAUGGGUCCUGGGCUCUGAGGGUUUUAACUCAGGGACACACAGCUGGGACGUUGAGGUUGGGGACAGCACAGUCUGGUCCGUGGGUGUCGUACAAGAGUCCGCCCAGAGGAAGGGAAACAUGAAGCCUGAAAGGUGGAUUGUGCAUUAUAGUGGAGGUCAAUACGGAGCAAGCCCCCCAUCAGGGCCAGGUAUUCCCAUCACAGUGAGACCGAAACCCCAGAGGAUCAGAGUGCAGCUGGACUGGGACAGAGGACAGCUGUCAUUCUCUGACCCUGAUAAUAACACACAUCUGCAGGCAUUCACACACACCUUUACUGAGAGAGUCUUUCCAGCCAUAGGUCAUGUCUCGAAAGUUCACCACCUGAAGAUCGUACCAGGGAAGAUCUCUGUAAAGAUGGAGUAGACUCCGCCCCCUACUGGGCAUCAUCAGUAACACACACACAUGAGAUGGAUUGAGAGAGAGAGACAUUU